Molecule: messenger RNA, 630 nt
Organism: Penicillium canescens
Lineage: Eukaryota; Fungi; Ascomycota; Eurotiomycetes; Eurotiales; Aspergillaceae
Exons: 3
Coding region: 1-630 (209 amino acids)
Source: RefSeq, a predicted model, not a curated record
AUGGACUCCACAGAAUACGAAGACUUUGAGCAUCCAGACUUGUCUGUGGCAGCUGUACGCGAAUUCGUCGAUUCUUCAGACCUAGGCACGGAGGCCAAUCCUAUCGUGAUCGAAGACGAUCCUGCUCCGCUAGGCUCGGAAUCUAAUCCUAUCGUGAUCCACGUCGAUGAGCAUCGCAGCUAUUCUGAGACUGAGCAACUUAGUUCUGAUGGAGACACGGAAACCAUCUCAGAGUCUUCAUGGGAGCGACACGUUGACAUAGCUGGUCGUUCGACCCCUAUCCCAGUGCCCACCCAAUUCUCGGCCUGCAAAGACCCGGAAGAGCCGCAAGCUUCCGGGCAAUCAUCCGUAAAUCACCUCCACCUAGAUGGCCAAAACCUGGAAAUGGCCAGGAAUCGUUUCUAUGUCGAGCACAGCCCUAGUCACGAGUAUGGAAAGGGCAAAAAUGCAAAGCAGCGAAGGAGCGAGCAAGGAGAUGCUUUGAAAGUAGAGAAACCAGCAAAAGGCCUCAGCUUACUUGAAACCGUGGUUCCCAGUGACUCAGUGGGAUUAAAGAAACGUAAGUCAUUACAUGACGAAGAAAGUAAGGUCCGACGAUCAGAUCGCUUGGUGAAAAGGGCUAUGCACUGA